AGGUAUUCCCCUUCUGGGUUUUCUUUAUUUCUUCUUUUUUCUGAAUACCCAUUUUUAAUCUUUUAAGUUGUUUUAGCUCUAGGAAUGAGGUAAGAGUAGUGAAAAAGAUUCAUUUUUUCUUGUUUUAUUCAUUGCUUCUUUGCUACUCUUACAUUGCUUCAGAUAGAUCUAUUAAUGGUUUGUAAGAUUAGUCUUUAGGUCUGCGUGGGGAAUUUGGAGUUUGUUGUGCCCACCAGGUGUUUGUUAAAAUGGGGCUAUGGGUGCAUUUGGUUCUAGCUUUUAUGCUGUCCUGUUUCUUGAUUCAGGAGGCAAAUGCUGCUUUUACUCCUGCUGAUAAAUAUUUGAUUGCUUGUGGAUCUUCCAAAAAUGUAACCUUUCUUGGCCAGAUUUUUGUUCCUGACACACACCAUUCUUCAGUUGUUUUGGAGAGUGAAGAAAAUUCUAUUUCUGCAACAUCUAAUUCCACUGCUCCAUUUUCAAUUUACCAGUCUGCUAGAAUUUUCCACACUACAACAUCUUACGAAUUUGAUAUUCAUCAACAAGGGCGACAUUGGGUUCGCCUUUAUUUCUAUCCUCUCCCUGGUCAUAACUUAACAUCUGCCUCAAUCACAGUUGUCACAGAAAAUUUUGUUCUGUUGAACAAUUUCAGUUUCAAGAGAUAUAAGGGUACUUAUCUAUUUAAGGAAUACUCAAUUAAUGUCACUUCAGAUAGCUUGACUAUUGCUUUAAUCCCUUCAAACAACUCCAUCGCGUUUAUUAAUGCGAUUGAAGUUGUAUCAGCUCCUGAUGAGUUGAUUCCGGAUCAAGCUGUGACUGCAUCUCCACCAGCACCUUUCAAUGGCCUUUCUGGGCUAGCCCUUGAAACUGUUUAUCGGUUAAACAUGGGAGGUCCUUUGAUUACUGCUCAGAAUGAUACUCUAGGGAGAACGUGGGAGAAUGAUGUUAAGUACCUGCAUGUUAAUAGCUCUGCAGUGAAUGUUUCAGUUAUCCCUUCAAGCAUAAAAUAUCCAGCCACCAUUACUCCUGAAAUAGCACCAUAUUGGGUUUAUGCUACUGCUGAAACCAUGGGAGAUGCUAAUACUGUCGAUGGGAAUUUCAAUAUCACCUGGGAGUUCCCAGUUGAUCCAAACUUCAUGUACCUCAUCCGCGUACAUUUUUGUGAUAUCGUGAGCGAGUCCUUGAAUACUCUACUUUUUAAUCUGUACAUAAAUGAUGACACUGCUUUACCGGACCUAGAUUUGUCUUCAGUUGGCAAUUUGGAUGUGCCGUAUUACAAAGAUUUUGUCUCCAACUCCACAACAAAUUCAGGUGUUCUGACAGUCAGUGUUGGUCCAGACACAGGAGCUGAUUGGAUCAAUGCCCUUAUGAAUGGAUUGGAAAUCAUGAAGAUUAGCAAUGGAGCUAGAAGCUUGAGUGGGGUUUCAUCUGUGGAGACUCUAUUUGUGAGGCCUCACAAAAAGAACAAAAAAGGUAUUAUAAUUGGUUCUGUUGUAGGAGGAGCAUCAGCUGUAUUAGCAAUUAUUGGGUUGUGUUAUUGCUGCUUGGUAGCCCUCAGAUCAAAGAGCUCCCGCCAGGGGCAGCCAUGGCUUCCUCUUCCCCUGUAUGGAAACUCUUUAACUUUGACAAAGAUGUCCACAGUUUCUCAAAAGAGUGGAACGGCAAGCUGUAUCUCCUUAGCUUCACCCAAUCUUGGUCGAUUCUUCAGUUUCCAAGAAAUAAUGGAUGCUACUAACAAGUUUGAUGAAAACUUGCUUCUUGGUGUUGGUGGUUUUGGUAGAGUCUACAAGGGAACACUAGAAGAUGGGACAAGGCUUGCUGUCAAAAGAGGCAACCCGAGAUCUGAACAAGGUCUAGCUGAAUUUCGAACAGAAAUUGAAAUGUUGUCCAAGCUUCGCCACCGCCAUCUUGUGUCUUUGAUUGGUUAUUGUGAUGAAAGAUCAGAAAUGAUUUUGGUUUAUGAAUACAUGGCAAAUGGGCCUCUCCGAAGUCAUCUUUAUGGAACGGAUCUUCCAUCUCUUUCGUGGAAGCAGCGUCUUGAGAUUUGUAUAGGUGCUGCUAGGGGGCUGCAUUACCUCCACACUGGUGCAUCGCAGAGCAUCAUUCACCGUGAUGUGAAAACUACAAACAUACUCUUGGAUGAGAACUUUGUAGCUAAAGUUGCUGAUUUUGGUCUUUCUAAAGCUGGACCAGCUAUUGAUCAGACCCAUGUCAGCACUGCUGUUAAAGGUAGCUUUGGUUACCUGGAUCCCGAGUACUUUAGAAGACAGCAGCUUACUGAGAAAUCAGAUGUUUAUUCAUUUGGUGUUGUCCUAAUGGAAGUGCUCUGCACCAGACCUGCAUUGAAUCCUGUCCUACCACGGGAUCAAGUCAAUAUAGCUGAGUGGGCCAUGACUUGGCAAAAGAAAGGCAUGUUGGAUCAGAUAAUGGACCCAAAUCUUACAGGGAAGGUGAAUUCAGCCUCCCUCAAGAAGUUUGGGGAGACUGCGGAGAAGUGUUUGGCUGACCAUGGAGUUGAUAGACCUUCCAUGGGGGAUGUUCUAUGGAAUCUAGAAUAUGCUCUUCAGCUUGAGGAAACCUCAUCAGCUCUGGCAGAGCCCGAUGAUAACAGCACGAACCAUAUACCCAGCAUACCUUUGACACCAUUUGACAAUAGUGUGAGUAUGAUCGAAGGGAUCAACUCUGGAACUGAUGAUGAUGCAGAGGAUGCUGCCACUAGUGCUGUUUUCUCUCAACUGGUAAAUCCACGGGGAAGGUGAAAAGGAACAGUCUCUGGUGUAUGUGACAUCCCAUAAUUUUUAUUUUGUGGCUUCAACAAAAUAUUAAUGUGAUUUAAAAAUCUUUUCAUUCAUAGUAUUUGGGUCAUUUUUCCUAAUAAAUGCUCGGGUAUGUACUGUAAAUGAUUGGUGGAGCUGGGCAUCCAUUGAAAUUUGUCUUUGUAAUACUAAGAGUUGUAACCUUGUAUGAACUAUUACAUAGGUGAUAGAGUUGCCUCUUUUACUCAUAGAUGUCAUGACUAUAAAUUGUCAAAGCUUCGUAAUCAGUGAUGUAGAGAGAAACAAUAUUAAUCAAUUGUUGCAGCACUUCUGCUGAAUUA
Solanum stenotomum is the source of this 3094-nucleotide messenger RNA. RefSeq names its product receptor-like protein kinase THESEUS 1. NCBI's taxonomy places the organism in Eukaryota, Viridiplantae, Streptophyta, Magnoliopsida, Solanales, Solanaceae. The transcript has a single exon. The record is from RefSeq and is a predicted model, not a curated record. Gene Ontology annotation, cellular component: plasma membrane; plasmodesma. Gene Ontology annotation, molecular function: ATP binding; transmembrane receptor protein tyrosine kinase activity. Bases 249 to 2756 code for a protein of 835 amino acids. Gene Ontology annotation, biological process: protein autophosphorylation.